UCUCUCUCUCUCUCUGCUUUCUCCCUCCCUCCCUCCCUCAGCGUCUCUCUCUCUCUCUCUGCCCUAAGGUCUGCGGAAAGAUUCUCAUUCUCUCUCGAUUUCUCACUCUCCCUCGCAUUGAUUCGUUAAAAAAUUUCCCAACUUUGGAAUCAUCUGGACCUAUAUAUACAUAAACCCUAAAACAAUCUCGUCUACUCUUCGUUCAGAGGAUUUUGAUGACGUGUAUUGGGUGCACCGAUGGAGAAAUGGGUUUUUGACUUGGUUGAUUGCCAGAGCAGAUGGUAGCAUUUUAGUGUUUUUUCCUUGUGUAUUUGGACCUCUAUUGAAUUGUUGAAGGAAGCUUAUUUUAGAGGAUAAGAGGGAAGCAAUGUAUGGGAGGUCUGGUCUUGAUAGAUUUAAGAAAGCUCAGUCUUUGGAGCCGUUUUCGGUGACUGCAAAUUCAGCUCCUAAAACAGCUACUCAGCCUGCUACUAAAACAGUUUCAUAUCCCUCUGCUUCAUAUUCUCAGUCUCAAAUUUCUCACCACCAAACCGAACACCAGAGCCAAUACCAUGUUUCCCAAAAACCCCUGGGGGCAGAUGUGGCACCAGCCAUGGUGCCAACACAGCAAGCGACUCAGAUUGGAGGGGGACAGUCUACUUGGCACCCUCCUGAUUGGGCCAUUGAGCCCCGGACUGGUGUCUAUUAUCUUGAUGUGUUGAAGGAUGGUGAGGUUCUUGAUCGAAUUAAUCUGGAUAAGCGAAGGCAUAUUUUUGGGAGGCAGUUUCAUACUUGCGAUUUUGUGCUUGAUCAUCAGUCUGUUUCACGUCAGCAUGCUGCUGUUGUUCCUCACAAGAAUGGGAGCAUAUAUGUCAUUGAUUUGGGAUCUGCACAUGGUACAUUUGUUGCAAAUGAGCGAUUGACAAAAGAUUCCCCUAUUGAACUCGAGGUGGGGCAGUCCUUGCGGUUUGCUGCCUCAACAAGAACUUAUGUUUUGAGAAAGAACAAUGAAGCCCUUUUUCCUUCCAAUCCAUUACAAGCAGAAAUCAAUCUACCCCCAUCUCCUGAUCCUUCUGAUGAAGAAGCUGUUUUGGCUUAUAACACAUUUUUGAAUCGUUAUGGUUUGACCAAAUCCAACAAGGGGGCUGCAUCCAACAAGCCAGGUAGCUCAUCUUCUGUUGGAAGAGAUGACAGCCAGCAUAUGCAGAGACCUGUUAAGAGAAUUAAGAAAACUAGAGUGGCGUUCAGGGAUCAAGUUGGGGCUGAGCUGGUUGAGGUUGUUGGGGUUUCAGAUGGUGCAGAUGUAGAAACAGAACCUGGUCCAGUGGGUGUUACAGAAGGAAGUCUUGUCGGGAAAUAUGAAUCCCUCGUACAAAUCACUGUAAUACCAAAAGGGAAGGAGCAAUCCUCUGUAAAGGAAACUAAUGUUUCGCAAAAAGGUGUGACGGAUAAGUUGCUAGAAGUCUUGAACAAGGUCAAAAAUCCUCCAAGGAGUGGGAUUUAUGAUGACCUUUAUGGAGAAUCGUUUUCUGGCAAAGUGGGUUCAUCCUGGGCUUAUUCUUCUGUCAGUUCGGGUGGUAGACAAGCUGCUUCAACUAAAGAUGCUGAAGUUAAGGAUGCUGGUGGUGCAUUUAUUAGUGGAAAAGCUGAAAAUAGCUUUGGCAGUGUUGUCGAUGACAAUGACGAUGAUUUAUUUGGUGAUUGACGGAAAUGAAUGGAGAUGGUAUGGCGAAGGUUAGUGCUUUGCUUGUUUUUGGAUGAGACAAUAUAAGUAAUACUUUGAGGAGCAUUAUUCUUUAGACAAUAGUGGGUAUUACUUGCUUUGUAAAUGGAAUAUUUAUGUUGUAUUUCAUCAUCCAUUUUCUCUAUCUGACAUUCACACUAAGGUUUUGAAAUGUCAAUUCUUUGCAGUUUUGAGUGUCUAUCACCUAAUGAGGAAAUGGGUAACAACUUGCAUGA
This is a messenger RNA of Camellia sinensis, 1938 nucleotides long. RefSeq names its product SMAD/FHA domain-containing protein. The record is from RefSeq and is a predicted model, not a curated record. NCBI's taxonomy places the organism in Eukaryota, Viridiplantae, Streptophyta, Magnoliopsida, Ericales, Theaceae. Gene Ontology annotation, molecular function: protein binding.